Molecule: messenger RNA, 300 nt
Organism: Sphenostylis stenocarpa
Lineage: Eukaryota; Viridiplantae; Streptophyta; Magnoliopsida; Fabales; Fabaceae
Source: the annotation of a GenBank genome assembly
AUGAUCUGUUCUGUUGCUAUAUCUGCCUCGGGAUUGGGAAAGCAUAGCCGUUUGAAGCCUGCUGUAGAGGGACCACAACAUGAUCUGUCUAGUGUCAAGAGCAGAGCAGUAUUCUUCUUCAUGGCUUUCUUUGUGGGGCUUAUGUUUGCAGCUGGGGUGAAGGGGCAAACCAGUGAGUUUCCUCACGCACCAGCUCCAGCACCCACCAUGGACGCUGGAGCUGGAUUUUUGGUGACUUACUCUGGAGCAUUUGUUUUCUCCUCACUGCUUCUAUCUCUCAUUGCUCUUCUAUGCCAUUAA